Molecule: messenger RNA, 2691 nt
Organism: Hemiscyllium ocellatum (epaulette shark)
Lineage: Eukaryota; Metazoa; Chordata; Chondrichthyes; Orectolobiformes; Hemiscylliidae
Gene: ccne2
Product: cyclin E2
Exons: 12
Coding region: 69-1280 (403 amino acids)
Biological process (GO): G1/S transition of mitotic cell cycle; regulation of cyclin-dependent protein serine/threonine kinase activity
Cellular component (GO): nucleus; centrosome; cyclin E1-CDK2 complex
Molecular function (GO): cyclin-dependent protein serine/threonine kinase regulator activity
Source: RefSeq, a predicted model, not a curated record
GGCGCCGGCGCCAGCUGAGAUAUUUCUGAGCAGAUCAGCAUCUAGGGGUUUUACAUUUAUUGAAGAGGAUGUCGAGGCGCAGUGAUCGUUUGCAAGCCAAGCAGGCAAAAUCAGAGGAACAAAAGGAUGACACCAUUCAGUCAAAGAAAAGGAAACCCGAAGAAUGUAGUGAUCAUAACCAUGAAACAGAAGUGAGCAAGAGACGACAACAGUUCCAGAUACAGAGUUGCUGGACACCUAUAGUACCUGGAGGUGUUAGUCCUUGCGUCCUUAUCCCCACGCCACACAAAGAUGCUGAUGUCACUGAAGACUUUUCCAGGUUCUCACAAUAUAGGUUUAAAAACCUAUUUCUAACCAAAUCACCUCUACCACCUCUUAGCUGGGGAAGCUCUGAAGAUGUGUGGUCAAAUAUGAUGGAAAAGGAAAUCAAGUAUACUCACAACAAAAAUGUUCUCUUGCUACAUCCAUCCUUGCAGCCGAAAAUGAGAGCAAUUUUAUUGGAUUGGCUCAUAGAGGUUUGCGAGGUCUACACGCUCCAUAGAGAAACCUUUUACCUUGCUCAGGAUUUUUUUGAUCGGUUCAUGUUUACUCAAGAGAAUAUACAUAAAAGCAAACUGCAACUCAUUGGCAUCUCCUCACUGUUCAUUGCCGCAAAACUGGAGGAAAUCUACCCUCCAAAAUUGAAUGAGUUUGCAUAUAUCACAGAUGGUGCAUGUACAGAAACUGAAAUACUUGAUAUGGAAUUGAUCAUUUUAAAGGCCUUAAACUGGGAGCUGUGUCCAGUGACUAUUAUUUGCUGGUUGAAUCUUUAUCUUCAAAUUAUCUGUUUAAAAGAGAUACCGAAAAUGUCGCUACCGCAGUAUUCUCAAGAAACUUUUAUACAGAUUGCUCAGCUUUUAGAUCUGUGUAUCCUUGAUGUUGAGAGUUUGAGUUUCCCAUAUGGUGCUUUAGCUGCUGCUGCUGUGUGCCACUACACAUCUACAGAAGACACUUUCAAGGCAUCAGGCCUGGAAUGGGACAGCAUCUCUGCAUGUUUUAACUGGAUGGUCCCUUUUGCUAAAACCCUGAGUGAAGGUGAGCCAAUAAAAUUAAGAGAUUUCAAGCAAGUGACAGAUGAAGACAGACACAACAUCCAAACGCAUACUAAGUACUUAGAUUUGCUGGAGGAAGCGCACAUUAGGAAAGCAGAGUGUACUGCAAGGCUAUCCCCUGUGUCCAUAGGAGGAAUCCUGACUCCACCUAAAAGUACUGAGAAGCCAUUGGCUGGUUCAACAUAUUGAAUGAAUGAAUGAAUUUACUGGAAGAGCAAAAAGCUGGGACUCAAUAUUGGAGAACUGUGGAAUUGCAUACUGUGAGCUUGGGCUAUAUUACUGCCACAAAAGGUAUCUGGAAACUUGAGCAGACCAAAGUUUUUAAUUUUAUAUAAAAAAAACUACAGCAAUGCAUCAUCUAAUGUUUUAAAGUUGUUUUUAAAGAGCAAGUAAGCUAGAUACUAGCACCAGAACAACACUCUGCUUCUGCCCAAGGGACUAAUCUGUUGGGACUAUUUGAGGAAGGGGGAAUAACUAACAAGAGCCAGUGAAGUUCAUUUGAUGGUGAACCAUAAUUUCUGUUCAGUCUGCACAUCAAAAGGUGACUUGAGCCAAUCCAUUUAACUUCAAUUACUUUCCUCUGAAGAAAUAUGAAAACCUGCUAAUUCUGAACAGUUGAAAGACCAGUGGACAGUUUCAUCAGAAAUUCCAGAAAGCAGAGUUAUGAGAUUUGAAUUCUUGGCAGAAAGUAUUAUGAAACUGAACUGUGAAACUUAGUGUUUUAGAUGGGAGAUUUGAAUCUGUGAGGGAGCAGAGAUUUGCCUUCCAUGUUUACAAUGGAGGGAAAGACAUCUUACAACUUGCAGCUAGCUUUCAUGUCUUUCUCCUCCCAAUAUUUUGCAGCCAUAGUUCAGCACAUUGUUGAAGGACCUCAUUCAUCGUUGAUGUAUGUUUUUACAUACCAUCUUUUAAGCUACGACUGUGAAUGACAAAUGCUCACUUGGAUGAAAUAUUAGUCCGUGUUGGGGAAAAAAUCUACUUCCAACUACAUUCCAAUAUGUACACCAACUUUUUAUGACAAUUGAUGCAUGCUGGCACUAACUGUACAUAUAGUUUUUGUACUUUAAUUUUUAAAUGCAGGGCUACACUUUGGACCUGUACUGGUGCUGUUUUCCUCUUUCAGAAUGGUUAAAUACUGGACUCUUAAGUGGAUGACUAAACUGGGUAGUGGUUUCUUGCUGAGGGAAAUGUAAUCUGCACAUACAUGUGUUGUGCAGGUAUGAGAGUGGAGAGUUCUGUUCGAGCUCUAAUUUGUAUAUACGGCAAUGUCUAAACGGAACCAUGUACAAUAAGAUUUUGUAUAGUUGGUACAUAAACUAUUAGCAUUUCACAGCAAUUCAUGCCUCACAGCUGGACUAAACAACUGAAAUUUCACUGCCAAAGAGAAACCUACAUGAUUUUAAUGUAUUAUUGUAAAUAGCUUUGUAAAAAUGUACAGGAAUUACAUAGCUACUGCUACAUAGCUAUCCAACACCACUAUAAAAAUACAUUUUCAAUGCUCUAAGAAAAUAUGAACAUUUGAAAUGUAAGCUAAAUACCAGCUGGAUGUCUUUAACUGUAUGUAUUAAGAUGCAGUACUAUGAAAUAAAUACUAGGUGCU